UCACACGUAGAGACACACACAGUCGUAUCCAUUCUGAUAUAUCAACUCGCUCCCUCCAUCCAUCCACUCAACCACACUGACAUUUAUUGAAAACCCUAGAUUCCUGCCCCCACUCACCUCAUCCAAGAUUUUGUGGCCACUUUCCCUCUUUAGAUUUUGAUCCUAUGGCGGAGGAGGAGGAGGUUGUGGUAGUCUCCGCGAGCCCUAAGCCGUCGGAUCACAAACGAAAGCUCGAGGAGUUGGAGCCCGAACAAGAAUCGGUCCUUGAACAGCCGCCUAAAAGCUCCGGCGAGAUUGCCGACUCGAAUGCGAAGCCCGAUGCAGCCAAUGAACUUGAUGCCUCGCCGCCGUCGGACGAAUCUGACGCCAAACGGCCGCGUCUUGAUGACAAGUCCGAUGAUACAGCCAGAGCAAAUGGUCACCAGGAGAAGUUGGAUGAUACUCCGAAGGAGAAUGAUGAGGAAGAGGUAGUGCCCGGCCCUGCAUUUGUUGACCUUACGGAAACAGAGAUUGCUCCUUCUCAGCCUGGGUUUGUGGACCUUACGGAAACAGCAACAAAUGAAGAACACUUUGGCACCAAUGGUGAGACAAGUGACAUCCAAAAGCCUUCUGUUGAGGAUUCUGUGGCCGAUGCCGCUCAGGAACCUCCUCAAGAGGAGCCUCAACCGCACUCCGCUGAGGAAGGGGACGCUGUCCCUGCGCAACCAGAGCAAGGGGACGCUCUCUCUGGGCAACAAGAGAAAACAGAUACUCUACCUGUGAACCAAGAGCAAGGUGAUACUUUCUCUGGGCAACAGGAGCAAGGGGAUGCUUUCUCUGCCCAACAGGAUCAACUUCCUGAAAAUGAGGCUAUCACACACAGAAUGGAGGUUCCUAAUAAUAAGGUUGGGGUUCUGAUUGGUAAGGCUGGGGAUACUAUUCGAUACUUGCAAUACAAUUCUAGAGCAAAAAUCCAAAUCACAAAGGAUGCUGAUGCAGAUCCAUAUUCUGCAACAAGGCCUGUAGAGAUAACAGGAAGUUUGGAUAGUGUCACCAAAGCUGAAAAGCUUAUAAAUGCUGUUAUUGCAGAGGCUGAUGCGGGGGGUUCUCCUUCUCUGGUGGCUAGGGGCGUUGCUACCGCACAGGCUGUUGCAGCUGCAGAACAAAUUCAGAUACAAGUACCAAAUGAAAAGGUUGGUUUGAUAAUAGGCAGAAUGGGGGACACCAUUAAAAGUCUGCAGGCCAAAACAGGGGCCCGUAUCCAGUUGAUACCCCAACAUCUUCCAAAGGGAGAUGAAUCCAAAGAAAGGACAGUGCGAGUAAGUGGUGAUAAGAAGCAAAUUGACAUGGCCAGGGAAUUGAUAAAGGAAGUUAUGAAUCAGACUGUGAGGCCAUCCAGUGGUUUUAACCAUCAGGCUUAUCGGUCCCAUGGACCAGGUGGUCCUCACUGGGGUCCACGAGGUGCUCGUCCAUCCCAGCACUCUUCAUAUGAUUAUCAGCAACGAGGACCAUAUCAGUCCCGUACUCAGUACCCUCCUGCAUAUGGGAAUUAUCCUCAACAUAUGGGUCCUAGAAGUGGCUUUGGUUCUGGUUGGGAGCAAAGGCCACCUCCAAACAUGCAGGGGAUGCCUCCACAUGGCGGUGGUUAUGAUUAUUAUGGCGGACAAGGAGCUGAAGCCCCAGCCCAACAUUCUACUCAUGGCCCUUCUCAUGCUCAUGGCCCUUCUCCUAACCCUAUAAUGGGUGGACCUCCAUCCCAAGCAAACUAUAAUUAUGGACAGCCACAUGGUUCAGACUAUAGGCAUCCGGCUCCUUUUUCUCAUGCUGCACCUCCUCAGCAUGGCUAUGGGCAUGGGUAUGAAGAACCAAAAUAUGAUAAUCACGCUCCACCACAGCACUCAUAUGGAGGACACGGAGCUUCUCAGCCGUAUCCACAAACUGGAGCUCAGCCAGGUUAUGGUCCACAGCAGCAUUAUGGUAAGCCACCAGCAUAUACCAUGCCAUCUCAGGGACCACCUCCCCAGUCUUAUGGCGGCCCCAUGGGUAGCCAACCAGGAGAAGCAGUUUAUCAGACACCAGCUCAGUCAUAUGGUCAGAAUGUCCCAGCUCAACAGCCAUAUCCAUAUGCAUCCACUGCACCUGCACAGCAGACUUAUGCUCCGUAUGGUUCUGCCCCAGCUGCUGAUGGGUACACUCAGCCACCAACUGCUUCGAGUGCAGGUUAUCCACAGCAAGGAGGGCAGCCUGCUAGUUAUGGUCAGCCUGGCUCGCAGCCUGCACCUGGCUAUGCACAAGCAGCUCCUGCAGGGUAUGCACAAUACCCAACGUCUCAACAAGGUUACUCCGAGCAGUCUGCUUCAUACACUGGUGGUUAUGGGUACCAAGGGUCUCAAGAUCCUGCCUAUGGAGGUGUCUCUGCACCUGCCUAUGGUGGAGCUCCAGCUGCGCAACAGGGCUACGCACAACCGGCACCCGCAGCAGCUGGGGCACAGCAGGGCUACGCCCAGCCAGCACCAGCAACAACUCAACAAAGCUAUGAUCAAUCGAUCCCGCAGUCAGGCGGUUAUGGGAAAACAGUAUCACCUCAGCCUGGCUACGCUCAAUACGACUCGAGUCAAAUGUAUGCUGCACCUCGUUGAAUAAUAUUAAUGUAGUUUUGAGAGCUUCAUGUUGUGGCUGAUGUGCCAUGUUCAUCUUUUGUUCUAGUAGUAAGUAGUUAGGCCUUUCUGACUGGAUCGUUCAUGGAACUUUUGCACUUGCUGCUUUUAUUGAUGUAAUGCAGUGUUGAUGCUUUCUUAAAAUUCUGAAACUUGUCCAUGAGUUGCUGAUAAUCAAUCUUCUAUGGUACUGUUGAUGUC
Rosa rugosa (rugosa rose) is the source of this 2837-nucleotide messenger RNA. RefSeq names its product flowering locus K homology domain-like. Gene Ontology annotation, molecular function: mRNA binding. Gene Ontology annotation, cellular component: cytoplasm. The transcript has 7 exons. Gene Ontology annotation, biological process: regulation of gene expression. The record is from RefSeq and is a predicted model, not a curated record. The coding region runs from base 165 to 2618 and encodes 817 amino acids. NCBI's taxonomy places the organism in Eukaryota, Viridiplantae, Streptophyta, Magnoliopsida, Rosales, Rosaceae.